Aspergillus brunneoviolaceus CBS 621.78 is the source of this 1177-nucleotide messenger RNA. RefSeq lists its product as uncharacterized. The record is from RefSeq and is a predicted model, not a curated record. The transcript has 2 exons. Bases 51 to 1082 code for a protein of 343 amino acids. NCBI's taxonomy places the organism in Eukaryota, Fungi, Ascomycota, Eurotiomycetes, Eurotiales, Aspergillaceae.
GUGCGAACAUCUUCAAUCCAUCGCCCCUCAACCCACAACCACAUACACCGAUGGCCGUACGGAAGACACGUUCAAAACGCCCUACGCGUGGCUCAGAUAACCGACGAGUUGGUGUCCGUACCGCCCACGCAGAGGCAAUGUCGGAGUCGCCGGUCGCUCAUCCCGAAACCCCAUCACGGAUCUCGUGGGCGGACACCCUCGCCGCCUUAGAGCGAGAACCCAUGGCAUCGCAGAUCCAGCGGCAUAAACAGUGGAAACGAGAUGGCUCGAUCCACGAAACAUACUGUCGGGUUUGCUUCCGCGAGGAGAACCUGGAGCCAUGUGUGACCUGUCGACUGGCAUUUCACGCCCACUGUCUGCCGACCGGGUGGAUGCGAGAUACCGACCACCACAUGUUCUGCUCUGCCUGUGUCCGGCGCGAGUGGCAUAUCUCUCCUCCGACACUGACACCUCCUACCUCCCCACGACCGGCGGGGGUAGAGACAUCAGGUGCAGCUCCCGCCGCCUCUCCCGCCCUCCAUCCGAGCACACUGUCCUCUACUCCUUUGCCUCAUGGCAGUCUAUCUCAUACCAAGCCGCUCAUUUUCUCCCCGCUCCCCGGACACAGCCUCUUACACGAACCCAAUCCAGCCAACGACAGCACUAUCUUCGCCCCGCACCCCGACCCAUCCCCCCCGCCAGCCCGCCGCAACCGCAAGUCCCGGUACACGAACCUCCCCGCCGAUGUCGACGCCUCGCUGAACGUCCUCUACCGCGAACUAGAGUCGAACGCGUCGCUGCGGCUCGAGAACGAGGACCUGCGCGAGGAGAACCUGCGGUGCCAGCAGAUCAUCAAGAUUCGGGAUAUGAGCCUGACGGCGCUGCGGCGCGAGGUGGAGUAUCGGCGGUCGUCGGAGCAGGAGAUGGAGACGCUGCGCGCGACGGCGGCGCAGCUGGAGAGCGCGAGGAAGGAAGUGCAGGAACUGCGGGCGCGGAAUGAAGCGUUGGAGGCGGAGCUGGAGCGGUCGAGGCAGGAGGCGGUUGAGGCGAAGGAGAUGGUGAGUGAUUGGAAGGCGAAGUUAUCUACGCUAUUAGGGAGCUGAACGCAUACGGAAACUCGGAUGUCUUUGUUGUCGGGCGUCUGAACUUGUAAUCAUAGACAUGAUUUGGUUUAUUGGCAAUUCUAGCUGUCGUCGAC